Molecule: messenger RNA, 909 nt
Organism: Emiliania huxleyi CCMP1516
Lineage: Eukaryota; Haptophyta; Isochrysidales; Noelaerhabdaceae
Exons: 1
Coding region: 1-909 (302 amino acids)
Source: RefSeq, a predicted model, not a curated record
AUGACGGAGGCGCCAGCGACCGCGCGCUACGGAGGCCGCACAAAGGUGGUCCUCUUCGGCGACUCCAUCACGCAGUACUCUUUCCACGCUGGCGGCUGGGGGCAGCGCCUGACCGAGUACUUCAGCCGUCGAGCGGACGUCUUGAACCGUGGAUUUGCGGGCUACAACACGCUGUACGCCCACCUUGCGCUGCAGCGCCUGCUCCCCGGCGAGCUCUCCGACGCGGCGCUCUGGACUGUCGGGCUGGGCGCAAACGACUCGAUGCUGCCAGGCUCUGAAGUCCACCUGCCGGCCAGCGAGUAUGAGGCGAAUCUGCGUGCAAUCCUCGGCAGGAUCCAGACGGCGUCCGGAGGUCGCGCCGCAAUCAUUGUUAUCGGACCGCCACCCAAGGUGGACGAUCAAGAGGCCGGUCAGAGCAGUGCGAGUUCGGCCGAGUACGCUGAGAUCGCCAGUCGCUGCGCCGCAGCGUACGGAGCCGAGUUUCUCGACAUGCACGCAGCGAUGAGCUCGACGGGCAGGCCGUUUAGCGACUUUAGCCACGACGGGGUCCACUACAACACCGCCGGCAACGCGUUUGCCUUUGAGCGGAUCAGGGGCGUGAUCGACACCAGACUCCCUCAACUCGCCGUCCCCCGUGAUCCAGUGACGGGCAGGUACGACUUGCCAAACGCGUCACCCCUCCCGUGCGAGAUGCCUGGCAUCAUGGAGCUGAUUGACCACGCCAACCCGGCGGCAGUGUUUACGCCGCUGGAGCCGGCAUCGGCGGCGGCAGUGGCGGCACAUGCAACACUGCCAAGCUUGUGGCAGACACCGCCGCCCUGGCGGACGGCGCUAGUCUCUGCCGUGCUGGGAGCAGCCGCAGCAACAGCUGCCAUUAUGCGUGUGGCGUCGAUCAAGUUUAGAGUGUAG